UGUUGUCUCUAUGUGCUUUAAUAAUCUGCUUAACGUGUGUUCAACAUCAACGACCACACACACACAGUCAUUUUCAUUCAUACAUAACACUUUAAAUAAUCAAUUUAUAGAAAUAUAAACACCAAAAUUAGCAAAAAAAACAAUCAAAGUAAGCCAUUUAUAGCUUGUUAUAUAGAUACGAUGUAUAAAGUGUUCGUGACGUAAAAUAUUCAAUAGAUGUCGAGCACACCGCAUGGCAUGAAUAAAAGAUACAAGGCAUAUUAAACAUAUCGUUUCAUUAGCAUGUUAAAUGGUAACUAAACUUAUACCGGUGAGCGUCUUUAUUCGGCGGGCAACGAAAAAUUAUGUGCAUAAAAGUGACUGUGUUCUUUCUAGUAAACGUGCUGUGUAUUUUCGGAAUUUACUGCUUAACAGAAGAUCAAAGUUACUGGACCCAGCUAGGGAAAGAUGAACUUGCAGCAGCUCUCAAGAAGAAAACCAAUGCCGGCGUUGCAAAAAAUGUCAUUGUGUUUGUGGGAGAUGGCAUGGGUCUGACAACAAUAACCACGUCCAGGAUAUACGGAAAGACAGAAAAAGGAUAUCUGGCAUGGGAGAAAUUUCAAAACUUAGGAGUAUUGAAGGUUUAUUCGGCCAAUAAACUAGUUCCAGAUUCCUGUAGUACCGCAACUGCCCUCUUUACAGGCGUCAAAGCUAACCAUAAGACAUCUGGGGUAGAUAAUACGGUCGCCUUCAAUGAUUGUGACGCAUCUCUUAAGCCAAGAGCCCAAUUGGAUAGUAUUAUUCAGUGGGCAAAUAAUGCAGGAAAAUCAACAGGGUUUGUAACAACAACCAGAGUGACUCACGCAACACCAAGUGCAUUGUAUGCGCAUACGCCUAAUCGGAAAUGGGAAUGCGAAUCCAUUAUUCCUGAGUCCGCUGCUGAUUGUAAAGAUAUCGGCUAUCAGCUUGUGAAGGAGGGAGGCAGAAAUAUUGAGGUAAUCAUGGGUGGUGGACGGCAAUGCCUGGUCAGUAACGUCCAAAAUAGCUCGGCCGAUCCAAUAGACACUUGGGCUUGCAUCAGUACCGAAGUGGGAAGAGACCUUAUCUCCGAUUGGAAAACAGACAAAGAGGUUCGAAGGGCCACCUAUCAACUUUUAGAGAACAAUCAAGAUUUAGAAAAUAUGAACGAAUCAGCUGAAUUCACAUUAGGUAUUUUUGCAAACGGUCAUCUUAAACUCGAACAUGAGCGUGACAAAGGACCCGAAGGAAUGCCAUCCCUGAGUAUGAUGACGGAGGCAGCUAUUAAGCUACUUAAAAAGAAUGGAAAUGGAUAUGUUCUAAUGGUAGAAGGUGGAAAUAUAGAUCAAGCUCACCACCGAGGUCACGCAAGAAAAGCCUUAGAUGAAACUGUUGCGCUCAGUGAUGCAGUCGAAGUAGCUUUAAACAUGACUAGUGAUGAAGACACUCUCAUCAUCGUCACAAGUGACCACUCUCAUUCCAUGGUGUUCACAGGUUAUCCUGAUCGGGAACAAGGAGUAUUAAAUUAUACACUAUCUGAGAUGGACCAAAAGCCUUACACAAACCUUUUAUAUGGAACUGGAGGUCCAAACAACUACCAAUUCAAAGUUUCAUCGACAAACGAAGUGGAAAGGGCCGAUCCGUCCCAGGAAAACACGACUGAUUUUGAGUACUCCCAACAAGCUGUCGUAUACAAUGACGAAGUAACGCAUGCUGGAACAGAUGUCUUAGUUUAUGCAAAUGGUCCAAUGGCUCACCUAUUUAACAGCGUGCACGAACAAAGUUAUGUAGCUUACGUUAUCAGUUAUGCUGCGCAAAUAGGAGUAUUCGAAGGAUUCAACACAAUUGAUUCGGGAAGCGUCUCUCUUAGUCAGUAUUCAAAUUUAGCUUUAAUAUUUUUUGUCUUAUUAUUUAACAAGGUUUUUUCGUUUUUGUUAUAUACGUAAAUCACGCAAAUCAAUAGUAUUUGUUUCCUUAAAUUUAACCAAAAUAUGUUUAAGUAAAACUUCUACCUCUGUAAUAAAUAUUGUGUAGUUGUUUUAAAGUCUCCUUAAAUUAUUUAAUAAUUGUUAUUAAGUUAAUAAAUAUGAAUUUUUAUAAACCUGCUACGAAUUAAAACAAAAUAUACUUCUGCUGUACAAACACA
Sitophilus oryzae (rice weevil) is the source of this 2143-nucleotide messenger RNA. RefSeq names its product alkaline phosphatase-like. Gene Ontology annotation, molecular function: alkaline phosphatase activity. Gene Ontology annotation, biological process: dephosphorylation. The record is from RefSeq and is a predicted model, not a curated record. The transcript has 9 exons. NCBI's taxonomy places the organism in Eukaryota, Metazoa, Arthropoda, Insecta, Coleoptera, Curculionidae. The coding region runs from base 345 to 1943 and encodes 532 amino acids.